Molecule: messenger RNA, 1900 nt
Organism: Heterocephalus glaber (naked mole-rat)
Lineage: Eukaryota; Metazoa; Chordata; Mammalia; Rodentia; Bathyergidae
Source: RefSeq, a predicted model, not a curated record
GCUCCCGCGGGAGGCCAGGCCUCGAAGAGCGCCUCAGCCUCCACUAUAAGCUCUCUGGAGCGGAGCCCACUUCCUGGACUGCUCCCGGCGCAGCGCCAUGAGCUGCAGCCUGGACGCAGUGCGGAGCUUCCUGGAGCGGCUGGAGGCGCGCGGCGGCCGGGAGGGGGCAGCCCUCGCCCGCGAGUUCAGCGACAUCAGGGCCCGCUCAGCGGCCUGGAAGACAGAUGAAAAGUGCUCCACAGAGGCAGGCAAUCUACCUAGAAACGUGAGGAAGAACCGCUACAAAGAUGUGGUGCCAUAUGACCACACACGAUCAAUCCUCUCCCUGCUCCAGGAGGAGGGACAUGGCGACUACAUCAAUGGCAGUUUCAUUCGGGGUGCAGAUGGAAGCCAGGCCUACAUCGCCACACAAGGACCCCUGCCUCACACCUUGCUGGACUUCUGGCGCCUGGUCUGGGAGUUUGGGGUCAAGGUGAUCCUGAUGGCAUGCCGAGAGACAGAGAAUGACCGGAAAAAAUGUGAACGUUACUGGCCCCAGGAACAUGAACCACUACAGAUCGGGCCUUUUUGCAUCACUCUGACAAAGGAGACACCACUGAAUGCAGACAUCAUCCUCAGGACCCUCAAAGUCACCUUCCAGAAGGAAUCCCGUUCUGCACACCACCUGCAGUACAUGUCCUGGCCAGACCGUGGGGUCCCUGGCAAUCCUGACACCGUACUCACCAUGAUAGAGGAAGCCCGACGCCUCCAAGGAUCUAGCUCCAGACCCCUCUGUGUCCAUUGCAGUGCUGGCUGCGGGCGAACAGGUGUCCUGUGCACAAUUGAUUAUGUGAGGCAGUUGCUCCUGACCCAGAGGAUCCCACCUGACUUCAGCCUUUUUGACGUGGUCCUUGAGAUGCGGAAGCAGCGGCCUUCAGUUGUGCAGACAGAGGAACAGUACAGAUUCCUGCACCACACAGUGGCUCAGAUGUUCUACUCGGCACUCCAGAAAACCAGCCCCCAGUACCAGAACCUCAAGGAGAAUUGUGCCCCACUCUACGAUGAUGCCCUCUCCCUCUGGACUUCUCCAGCCCUUCUUGCAAUCCCCUGCCCACCAGGCAGGGUCCUCAGGAGCAUCUCCAUGCCGGCGACCCAGACCCUCGCCAUGGCAGACACGUAUGCUGUGGUACAGAAGAGUAGGGACCCCGCAGGGGCAGCACCAGGGUCUUGGGAGCGCAGCACAGUGGAGAAGCCACUCUACAGCCAGGUCUUGCUGACCAAAGCCCUGCUGGACCUGAUGCUUAUGAGGAUGUGACAGAUGGAGCUCAGACUGGUGGGCUAGGCUUCAACCUGCGCAUUGGAAGGCCGAAGGGACCCCGAGACCCCCCUGCAGAGUGGACCCGGGUAUGAGUGCUGCGCCUGUGCCUGCCUCUUGCUCCAAAAGGGUGCUUUGCUACCAGUCAUAGCUCUGCCAUUUGAUGUGUUCAAAAUGAGAAUGCUGGACCUGGAUCAAAACAAGUUUCUCAGGGUGGGAAAUGUGAGGACUUUGCCUCAGUAAUUACUGCACUCAAGAUGGGGCGCGGUGGGGGUGGGGGGCUGCAAAAUGUAUAUGUUGAAUUUCUAACCCCCAGUGUGAUGGUAUUUGGACGUAGGGACUUUGGGAGGCAAUUAGAGUUAAAUGAGCUCAUAAGGGUAGGGCCCAUGAUGGGAUUAAUGCCCUUCUAUGAAAAGCUACCAGACAUCAGAAAGCAUGCUUCUCCCUCCAGCCUCUUCCUUUUCCUACCAUGGGAACAUCCCUCCAGGAAGCACUGAAUAGAAGCCAAUCAGAGGAUCUCACUAGAACCUGACAUGCUGCCACCAUGAUCUUGGCCUUUCAGGCACCAGAAUUAUGAGAAAAUAAAUUUCUGAUAUUUAAACUACA